Salvelinus sp. IW2-2015 is the source of this 2011-nucleotide messenger RNA. RefSeq names its product tensin-1-like. The record is from RefSeq and is a predicted model, not a curated record. NCBI's taxonomy places the organism in Eukaryota, Metazoa, Chordata, Actinopteri, Salmoniformes, Salmonidae.
CCACUACUGCAUCAUAACACCUUAUAACUGUUACCAAACAUUCGUUAGCAGGGACAGUUACAAAGGACCUUGUUUUGACUGUCAACCUUACAGGCACCGCUGCAGAUUCACAAUGAACACUUUGUCCCAGAACAUGCUGUGAACUAUAAGAAGCACAGUCACAGUCUAAUGCAGUAUAUCAACGGCAUUCUAUCACCACUGGCUUAUUCAGUGAUGUGCACUGUUUACAUGUACUCUAAUACAUCUAAUUCUAUAUUGGAAAUAGAAGCUACUGUUUCAUGUCCCCAGCUUUGUCUGACCUUGGUAAUAGGUGGAAUCAUCAUGGCAUUGAGCUAGCUAGAUAGAACAUCUUCGUUGUGCAGGACAGAUAUAGUCUGAAAAGCUACGGUGAGCUCUGAGCUGUGUCCUACAGCAAGGGGAGAGUUGGACACCAUGGAGAUGAGAUAUAAGGUGGUAAGAAUAGACAUGCUGGUUGAGUUCUCAGCUACCAUGCAUUUUCCACAUUCACYUCCCGCCACAUAUGGAAGCGUAUGGUAUGGUUCUCACAGAUGCCACCAAGUGGGCUUAUUUGGUAGUUGCCUUUGUCMUUCUACRGCGGAUGUUGAUUUGGUGUCUGGUAUUUUAUUAGGAUCCCCAUUAGCUGUUGUGAAAGCAGUAGCUAGUCUUCCCAGGGUCCACACAGAACAUGAAASAUGACAUAACACUGAUGUAUGGUGAAGCAGUGUUUCUCAAUCUGGUUCUGGGGGAUUCCAGAAAGUGCACAUUUUGGUUCUAUCCCUGCUCUAAUUUCUCUCAUCUCAUUUUAACUUCCAUCUUUAUUCUGUUUGUUUAAUGACUUCACAGAAUAAAACUUUUCCUUUAUUUAUUUUUUUCUCUCUGUCUUUUUCUGUUUCUGUCUCUUGUUCUGUCCAUCCAUUCCUCUGCUCUGUUGGACCACCCUUCACGCCAUUGCAUCUGCCUCUGCACCUCCUUCCUCCUCCUUCUCUACCUCCUCCUCCUCCUCCACCUCCUCCUCUGCCUCCUAUCCACCACCCCCACUGUGAGCAGAGUACAACGCUCGUAUUCAGGGCAUCAACGAAAGCAUUUCCACUACGCCACAAUCUGACCGCCAUCGCUCUUAUUCUUUCUCUGGGAUGCGUUCCCGGUGGAUGACGCGGAGGAGGCUCAGGAGACCGUCCGCCGUCGGACCACUAGCGAGGGGCACUACCAGAGUGGCAAUGAGGACCCUCCAGCCCACACGGGGGCGCCGGUGCGUUCCCCUGUCCACUCGUCAGACUUCCACAUCCUCAACCCUGGAGGAAGACCCAGAGAGGGCCCCAUGCACAGCUACCGCGAGGCGUAUGAGGAUGAUGAUGCUGACGGUCGGGCUGCUGUCAGUCCUAUGUUCAGCAGUGGUGGUGAGGCCCACCCCCUGACCCCUGCCUUCCCUGUCUCACCUCAGACCCCUUACUUCAACAUGUCCCGUUCUCCUCCAGGCUUGGCCAAAACCCCUCUCUCUGCUUUAGGACUGAAGCCCCACCAUCCAGCAGACAUUCUCCAUGGUGGAUCAGACUGUGAAUCUGUAAGCGAUGAGGAGCAAGACKGCCGUGGUUAUGGUGGACGCCCCUUUAAUGAUCCUAUAUCUUCCAGUAGUCCCAUCCACAGCCCAGACGGCAUGAGGAUGACUUCCUCCAUUCGGCUCCAGGCUGACUCCGGCUUCCACUCCCACCCCUUGGAGAGCGCCCAGCACACCCCCGUUCCGUSCUACGGCCCCCACUCCCCUGAGGGAUCCCAGGUCAGCGUCGUGGGCCCCCUCCACACCGUCCCCGGAAGCCCCAACACACUCCACCGCACGGUGGCCACCAACACCCCACCAAGCCCCGCCCUCCAGCGCCGCCUGGCCAACCAGGCCAGCCCGGGUCUGCCUCGUCACCCCACACCGCCCAAUGGAAAUAGGGUACAAGUCCCCGGCAGCCCUGUGAUCCCCGCAAGAGGCUCCAGAACCACCGCCGUCCCUCCGUCAGCCUCUUGA